Arabidopsis thaliana (thale cress) is the source of this 1322-nucleotide messenger RNA. RefSeq names its product organic solute transporter ostalpha protein (DUF300). Gene Ontology annotation, cellular component: membrane. Gene Ontology annotation, biological process: transmembrane transport. The record is from RefSeq and is marked reviewed. The coding region runs from base 236 to 1123 and encodes 295 amino acids. The transcript has 4 exons. Lineage: Eukaryota; Viridiplantae; Streptophyta; Magnoliopsida; Brassicales; Brassicaceae.
CGGAAAACCAAACCGGCCGGCAAAUAACGACGGAGGACUUGGGUAUAUUUCUUGGUCGCAAAGAGGACUCGGCUGAUUUUGAACCGGUCAAUGAUGAACAGAUUCUGGUCAAAAAAACAAUUCUUUUAAUCAAACAAAUCUAUACCAUUGAUGAAUCGUACAAUAACAAACAACUCGGUGAAGUUCUCUACCUGAAUCGUCUUCUUCGAUAAUCUCCCUCUUGUUUCAAUCAAGAAUGAUUGACUUAUCUACUUUAUCUCCUGCGGAGAUCACGGUGAUGGGAUCCGUGUUCUGUGUUUUGCUCUCGAUGCACUUCACUAUGCAGCUUGUAUCCCAGCAUCUGUUUUACUGGAAGAAACCUAAUGAACAGAGAGCCAUUCUUAUUAUUGUGCUUAUGGCUCCUGUUUACGCUAUCAACUCUUUUGUGGGCUUGUUAGAUGCUAAAGGAAGCAAACCUUUCUUCAUGUUUCUAGACGCCGUUAAGGAAUGCUAUGAGGCACUUGUCAUUGCUAAAUUCUUGGCUUUGAUGUAUAGUUAUGUAAACAUAUCGAUGAGUGCACGGAUUAUCCCAGAUGAAUUCAAAGGGCGAGAAAUCCACCAUUCGUUUCCAAUGACUCUUUUCGUGCCCCGUACCACACAUCUGGAUUACCUCACACUGAAACAGCUCAAGCAAUGGACAUGGCAGUUUUGUAUUAUCCGCCCAGUGUGUUCCAUCUUGAUGAUAACAUUACAGAUCCUUGGGAUUUAUCCAGUUUGGUUGAGCUGGAUCUUCACUGCUAUUCUCAAUGUUUCGGUUUCCCUGGCGUUGUAUUCUUUGGUGAAAUUCUACCAUGUUUUUGCUAAAGAGUUGGAGCCUCAUAAGCCUCUUACAAAGUUCAUGUGCGUCAAAGGGAUAGUGUUCUUCUGCUUUUGGCAGGGAAUAGUCCUGAAGAUAUUGGUGGGAUUGGGAUUAAUUAAGUCGCAUCAUUUCUGGUUGGAGGUGGAUCAGCUUGAAGAAGCUCUGCAAAAUGUGCUUGUAUGUCUUGAGAUGAUCGUCUUCUCCAUCAUUCAACAGUACGCUUUUCACGUUGCUCCUUACAGUGGAGAAACUGAAGCUAAGAUGAGAUUCAACAAGAGAGAUUGAUUCUGAGAGUGCAGACUCUUUCCAAAUUUAGACCAGAGAAGAUCUUAUCUUCUUCUUUUUUUGGUUAAUGUGAAUGUUAAUGUUGUUAUGUUACCACUACCAUCGUGAUUGAUAAUGUACCUUUGUUUAUUUGUUUUCCUAUUUUAGGAAAGAAAGAGCAUUAUAAAGUAGAUUGAAUUAUAGUGUUCCCAUUAACUAA